AUGACGUCAAUUGGUACGGGCUACGACCUUUCCAACUCGGUUUUUUCACCCGAUGGCCGGAAUUUCCAGGUUGAAUACGCCGUGAAAGCAGUCGAGAACGGAGGCACAGCUGUCGGCAUUCGGUGCAAGGAUGGUGUGGUUUUGGCAGUGGAGAAGAUCAUCACUAGCAAGCUCUUGAAGCCCGGUGCCAAUAAGAGAAUUGCAACGGUGGAUCGUCAUGUCGGCAUUGUUUCCGCCGGACUCGUCCCAGACGGCCGCCAUUUUGUUUCCAGAGCUCGAGACGAAGCCUCCUCAUGGAGGGGCGUGUACAAGGCCCCCAUACCAACCAACGCACUCGCGAACCGCCUCGGUGGCUAUGUACAGGCCUACACACUCUACUCAAGUGUACGACCAUUCGGUGUCACCGCAAUAGUCGGUGGAUGGGAUAGCGAAGCGGAACUAGCAGUCGAUGGUCAAGUCGGCCAGGGACCGAACUCGGGCGCCGGCGGCAAGGUCGAAGGUGCCGAGGCUGGUGGACCGGGUCUAUACAUGAUUGAACCUAGCGGUCUUUACUGGGGGUAUUAUGGUGCUGCCACCGGCAAGGGACGACAGGCGGCUAAGGCGGAACUGGAGAAGUUAGAUCUAAGCUCUGGUAACCUGUCUUUGGCCGAUGGUGUCAAGGAAGCCGCCCGCAUUAUCUACGUCGCUCACGAGGAUAGCAAGGACAAGGAGUUUGAGCUGGAGAUGUCAUGGAUUAGCUCGCUUGACGGGCCGACCAAGGGACGCCAUGAGGAGGUGCCCAAGGAACUGCGCGAAGAAGCCGAGAAGGCCGCCAAGAGGGCCUUGGAAGGUGAUGAUGAUGAAGAGGAAGAGAAGGGUCAAGCGAUGGAAGAGUGA
Penicillium argentinense is the source of this 876-nucleotide messenger RNA. Its product is annotated as proteasome core particle subunit alpha 7. Lineage: Eukaryota; Fungi; Ascomycota; Eurotiomycetes; Eurotiales; Aspergillaceae. Gene Ontology annotation, biological process: ubiquitin-dependent protein catabolic process. Bases 1 to 876 code for a protein of 291 amino acids. Gene Ontology annotation, cellular component: proteasome core complex, alpha-subunit complex; proteasome core complex; nucleus. The record is from RefSeq and is a predicted model, not a curated record. The transcript has 5 exons.